UCAGCUACAACGCUGGGAUCAGCGCGUGCGAGAAGGGCGAGCAGUGGCACUGGGCUCUGGCGCUGCUGAGCGAGAUGUGGAAGGCGAAGCUGGAGCCCAGCUCAGCUACAACGCUGGGAUCAGCGCGUGCGAGAAGGGCGAGCAGUGGCAGCGGGCCCUGGCGCUGCUGAGCGAGAUGCGGGAGGCGAAGCUGGAGCCCGACGUCAUAAGCUACAAUGUUGGGAUCAGCGUGUGUGCGAACGGUGGGCAGUGGCAAGAGGCGCUGAGCAUGCUCAGAACCAUGCGUUUGAGAAAGUUGGACGUUAACUUCAUGGUCUACGGAACUGCAGCGAGCAUGUGCGAGCAAGGCGGGCAAGGGAGCCAAGCGCUGUCUGUAUUCAAAGAGGUGCGUGACCUUGUUGCAGGGGAAUGAUACAAUACAUGUCGAGCACGAUCCAGUUGGUUCAGUUGCAACGCUGGGGCCAGCGCGUGGAGAUAGGCGAGCAAUGGCAGAUGGCUUUGGCGCUGCUGAGCGAGAUCCGGGAUGCUAAGCUGGAGCCCGAUCCCUAGUCAGCUACAGCGCUGGGAUAAGCGCGUGCGAGAAGGGCAGACAGUGGCAGCGGGCCCUGGCGCUGCUCAGCGAGAUGUGGGAGGCGAAGCUGGUGCCCAACAUCGUCAGCUGCAGCGCUGGAGUCCUGGCUUGCGAACGAUGCGGACAAGAUCGACAGGCGAUCUGGCUGCUCAAGGAGCCGUGGGAUGCAGAGCUUGAAUCCAACGUUGCUGGCUUCAGCGAUGCACUCGUUCUUGCGAUGCGUGGUCAAGUGCAGAGCAGGCUCAACUCUUACGCUGGGGUCAACGCGUGCGGGAAAGGGUAGCUAGCCGCAGCAGGCCUUCCAGGAAGACAGCUGCAACGCCAGGACCAGAGCGCGCGAGGAUGGCAGAAGCUGGCAUCCGGCUCCGUCGGUGCUCCUCGCGAGGGCGGGGGGGGAUGCGAAGCGUGAGCCGACCUCACCGGCGACAGCUCUGCAGCCAGGGAGUGCGAGAAGGCUGGGUGACUCCACAUGGAGGCCGUCCUCGGGAAGCUGCGUUCGGGAAAUGCCCAACAGGGGUCUCACCAGUGGCUAUGGACGUGUGGCCAGGCUGCGCGAGCAGGGCAGGCACUGACAGCAGGUGCUGGCAUUGCCUGGCGAGGUGCGACACCUCACCACGGAGGGAUUGUCCUGCUUUUCCUCCUCCUCUUUCUCCUCCUCCUCCGCCUCCUCCCCCU
This is a messenger RNA of Prorocentrum cordatum, 1246 nucleotides long. The record is from the annotation of a GenBank genome assembly. NCBI's taxonomy places the organism in Eukaryota, Dinophyceae, Prorocentrales, Prorocentraceae.